Molecule: messenger RNA, 3503 nt
Organism: Myiozetetes cayanensis
Lineage: Eukaryota; Metazoa; Chordata; Aves; Passeriformes; Tyrannidae
Gene: SULT1C4
Product: sulfotransferase family 1C member 4
Exons: 9
Coding region: 2345-3262 (305 amino acids)
Biological process (GO): sulfation
Cellular component (GO): cytoplasm
Molecular function (GO): sulfotransferase activity
Source: RefSeq, a predicted model, not a curated record
UAUUCUGAAACCCAUGUCGCCUCCCCGCCUCGACCGCGACAUAUGGUGAGCCCCCGACGUGAUUGCGAAGGAAGAUAGAAGAGAACUCGACGACAAGAAGCGAACGAAGAAUCGCUCGGGCGGGAUCUCGAGAAGCUGCUACCCGGAGGGAUCAGACGGCCGCUGACCCCCCCGUUCCGCUUUCACCGCUUCUCAGCCCGAGAGAUCGUAUGCCGCUGAGCUGCCUUUUGCUGCUGCUGAGAACUUUCUCGCUGCUGCUGAGACUUUGUCACGGCUACGUAAGUUACUGAGCGGUCCGUUAUCAACCCUCCUGCCGCGCUGCCCCGUUCUACCUCGGAGCGUUCGUAAUCUCGCUCCGCUCCCAGCCUUCCCGCAGGGCUGCCCCGCUCUCCCCCCUGGAGCAUCGUUAUCUCGCUCCGCCUUCCAGCUGCAGCCCUAUUGACACUGCGUGGCUGCGUGCACAACCUGGGUAGCCCUCGCUCCUGACAUCCCAGCUCCGUGCAGCGCCUCAGCCCGCUCCGUGCCCGGUUCGCAUCCCUCCGCUAUCACCGGACGUCCCUGACUGUGCGUGGAACAGCUGAGACCGCACCCCAAACGUGCCCUGACUCAGCAGUGCUCUUUGUUCCGAGCGACCCUGCCUUCGUUACUCUCGCAGCUGUGGGGCAGGCAAACUGCUGUGUGCCGCCUCCCCCGCUUGGCUCGGACUCCUGCGAAAUCUCGUAUCCCGUCAACCGGCAUUUAUCAGCUCUGGGCUGCUCAAAGCAACAUUCCAGCUACGGUUUAGCUUCGCCUUUUUGUUACUUUGCUUGUAACUUACAUUAGUACCUCCUGAAGCAAUCUAAAAGGUUUUCACGUCCUAAACAAGGACGGAGAGAGACAGCUCCGAGAGAGCUGUUGGAGGCGGGAACUCCGGUGUAGUUUUAAAAGUGACAAAAAAGUCGCAGGGGGCCGGCCCAGAUAUUUUAGAGACACCUGUCUAGAACAGGUGAACCACCGGAGUAUAAUAAAUUCCAUGUUAUCUAAAGAGGAUGACUCUGUCAUCCAGAGUGGCAGUUACUGCUAAAGAGAAACAUGGAAUCAAGCUAGAUGCCCUGCUCCUGCAACAAUGCUAAUUUGGAGCAGAGAUCAAGGAUGCCAGGACGUCUAAAGUUGCUUUCAGGGGAGUCAUGGAAUUAUUAAUUUCCUGACACCUGCUUUUUGAAGCACUGAAAGACUUUAAGAAGUCAAAACCUACCAAUUAUAAUAUGAAAAAAAAAAAUAGAAAAAAGAAAAAAAAAAGGAAAAAAUAGAAAAAAGAAAAAAAUGGAAAAAAAAAAAAAGGAGGGGGGAAGGAUACUUGUCUGUUCAGCUAGCUUUUGAAGAGCAAUAUUCUUAUCCUCCAACAGUCUGCUUUCUACCUACCUGUGGCACAUGCACAAGCUACAUGGACAACUCAUUUAUGGACAUUCAGCACUGAGAAGAAGGAGUACCAUUCUUGUGGACUGAUGAAAGAAGGACUGGUUGAUUCUUUGCCUAUGUGUGUAAUUGUAUUGGAUUAUUGAUAUUGCUAUGUUGCUAGUGCAAGGGCCCUGUAUUAGCUGAUGCUGGCAUUUUCUAUAAUACAAAAGAGGGGGAAUUGUUGGGGAGCCCAGCUGGCUCUGGGCUCUCAGUAAACUGAGAUACUGAAGAUGGAACUUCUUACACCUGGCAGAGGGUUAACCACGGACAGUAGGACUGUGACACAGUGGGUUUCCUGUUAGAAUGUCAGCCUAUUGUGUUAGGACAUGUGGCUGUAUGUGCAAUCAUGAGUUGUUAUGAAGUGGUAAACCAAUGCUGUGUGUACAUGUGUCACCCCAGAACUGUAUAAAGGUAGCUGUACUGUUGCAAUAAAAAAGCUGCUGGUAUCCUGAAACCCAUGUCGCCUCCCCGCCUCGACCGCGACAGGAUGGAGCAUUUUUCCUGCAAGGAAAGACUGAGAGAAUUGGGAUUGUUCAGCCUGGAGAAGAGAAAGUUUUGAGGUGACCUAACUGUGGCCUUCCAGUACCUGAAGGGAGCCUACGAGAAACAUGGGAAGAGACUUCUUACAAGGACAUGUAGUGACAGGACAAGGGGGAAUGCUUUCCAACCGAAAGAGGGAUUAGAAAAGAUUUCACAAACAAGGAUUUCACUCCAUAAAAACUGUUCAGCUGUUGGCUACUGCUGCACUUCCUCCUCCACUCUGCUCACACUGAUAGGAAGAAUGGAAUCUCCACCCACCCAAGCUUUUAUCCUACUUGUGCCUGAAGAUCUAAGUUGCUGCAUAGUUGUCAGUACAGCCAAGGACUGAAGAUACUGAAGCAGAAAAAAUUCUCUGUGCUCAACAGCCAUGGAUAAAAUGAAAGAUUUGAGUCUGAAAGGCACAAUUCCCCGAAGUGAGUUAACUGAAGUGGAAGGUGUUCUCAUAGCAAAACCAAUGCUCGUCACCUGGGAUCAAGUAUGCAAGUUCAAAGCCAGACCUGACGAUGUGCUCAUUUCAACCUAUGCAAAAGCAGGUACCACAUGGACACAGGAGAUAGUGGAUAUGAUUCAACAAAAUGGAGAUAUUGAGAAGUGUAGACGUGAAACAACUUACAAACGCCAUCCUUUCCUUGAGUGGUUUAUUGCUGAACCUCCAUCUGAACGUUACUCAGGUAUAGAGUUAGCUAAUGCCAUGCCAUCUCCAAGAACAAUAAAAACUCAUCUGCCUGUGAAGCUGAUGCCUCCUUCCUUCUGGGAACAAAACUGUAAGAUAAUCUAUGUGGCAAGAAAUGCAAAAGACAACCUGGUGUCAUACUACCAUUUCCACAGAAUGAACAAGGGAUUGCCUGAGCCAGGAACCUGGGAGGAGUUCAUGGAGAAAUUCAUGAAUGGACAAGUGCUCUGGGGUUCCUGGUAUGACCAUGUAAAAGGAUGGUGGAAGGCAAAAGAUAAGCACCGUAUUCUCUAUCUCUUCUAUGAAGAUAUGAAGGAGAAUCCAAAGCAAGAAAUUCAGAAGAUUGCAAAGUUCCUGGAGAAGGACUUGAGCCAGGAGGUUCUAAACAAGAUAGUCCACCACACCUCGUUUGAGGUAAUGAAGGAAAAUCCCAUGACAAACUACACUAAAGACUUUAAUGGAAUUAUGGAUCACUCUGUUUCCCCAUUCAUGAGAAAAGGGACUGUUGCAGACUGGAAAAAUCAUUUCACUGUGGCACAGAAUGAGAAAUUUGAUGAAGAUUAUAAGAAGAAAAUGUCUGAUACCUCUCUUGUUUUUCGCAUGGAAUUGUGAUUAUUUGCAAUGGGAAUUAAUGAUCUUCAGUCUUUUCCACGUCAUAUAUUUUGCCCUCACAAAAUGCCAGCGAUCCUAGGAUUUCCAUCUCUCUUCACACCCCACUGAUUUUUCAUUAUUGUCAGAGUGCCCAAAUUAUGCCAAACUUUAAGUCUCGUUGAAGAAAAUAAUUCCAUUGGAUACUUCUCAUUCAUCACUACCGCAAUAACUUUCAGCAUUAAUAAAAAUAUUUCAGAUAUGC